Molecule: messenger RNA, 582 nt
Organism: Alternaria burnsii
Lineage: Eukaryota; Fungi; Ascomycota; Dothideomycetes; Pleosporales; Pleosporaceae
Exons: 2
Coding region: 1-582 (193 amino acids)
Source: RefSeq, a predicted model, not a curated record
AUGUUCUCGCCCUCAAUAUACACCGUCAGCAUAUUCCAGCUUGGGCUCACCUCCGCCCUCAGCGCCUACGGCCUCUACCUCUCCUACCAAAACAUAACCCGCCUACAGCAGUACGAAGAAAAGAGCGAAAAGGCUGCAGAAUGGUCAAACACGGCUGCGCAAAGACUGCAUAAGACCAGGUCAACACAGACCAGCGGCACUGUGACACUACUACUUAGUUUCCUUACCUCCACCGCUCUCGUCAUAAUCCCCAGCCUCGCAACCACGAAAUUACUCAUCUGCGCUGGCGUUGCAAAUGCUGCAGCUGCAUAUCUCUCCCGUGUGCAUAUGGCAAACUUCUGGAACGACAAAAACCAGACCAAAAUCCCGUUUGUCGAAAAAUUCAAUGAAGCGAUACGAGGAAGCGAGCUCGUGGUACUGCUACUCGGUACGUUAAAUUUGGCAUGGGCGGUUGCAGGAGGAGUAUGGACGGGUAUGGCUAAUGGCGGAUCGGGAAUACUGGGUCUGGGCGUUUGGGGAUUGGUUGUUGGUGGAAGAGUCAUGUCUAUUGCGCCGCAAAUGGGAUGGACGAGUAGUGUGUAA